Messenger RNA from Scleropages formosus (Asian bonytongue), 1371 nucleotides. RefSeq names its product gastric inhibitory polypeptide receptor (gene gipr). Gene Ontology annotation, biological process: cell surface receptor signaling pathway; adenylate cyclase-modulating G protein-coupled receptor signaling pathway. The transcript is spliced from 12 exons. Bases 1 to 1371 code for a protein of 456 amino acids. Gene Ontology annotation, molecular function: gastric inhibitory peptide receptor activity; peptide hormone binding; G protein-coupled peptide receptor activity. Gene Ontology annotation, cellular component: plasma membrane. Lineage: Eukaryota; Metazoa; Chordata; Actinopteri; Osteoglossiformes; Osteoglossidae. The record is from RefSeq and is a predicted model, not a curated record.
AUGGGGAGAACUAUGAAACACAUGCUUGAAGAAUGGAACAGGUACAGGGAGGAAUGCCUGCUAAAUAUGAGUACAGACCCCAGUCCUUCAGGCUUAUUCUGUGGGCGCAUGUUUGACCAGUACGCUUGCUGGGCAGAUGGGAUGCCAAACACUACAGUAAAAGUACCCUGUCCGUGGUACCUUCCCUGGUAUGAUCAAGUGAAAAAUGGUUUUGUGCUCAGAGAAUGUGGGGCAGAUGGCCAGUGGGCCACCAGUAAAACCAGCCUCACCUGGCGAGAUCACUCCCAGUGCGACACAAGCAUCAGCCAGCAAACCGCACAGGAAAACCAAAUGAUGAUCUUGGCCUACUUCCAAGUGGUGUAUACCGUGGGCUAUUCACUGUCUCUUACCAGUCUUUCAUUGGCUCUUGUCAUUCUACUGACCUUCAGGAAGCUGAGAUGCACACGAAACUUCAUACAUGCGAAUCUCUUCACCUCUUUCAUCCUACGUGCUGUUUCCAUCUUGGCACGUGACCGUAUGCUCCAGAGGAAAACUCCUGAGUUCCACAGCAGCCGUGAUGUCCUCGAAGCACUGAAUGAUCAGGCUCUAGCAGGUUGCCGUGUUGCCCAAAUACUCAUGCAGUACUGUGUCGGUGCGAACUACUGCUGGCUGCUGGUGGAAGGGGUGUACCUACACAAUCUCCUUGUACUGAUGGUCUUUUCUGAAAGGAGCCAUUUUCAUGGAUACAUAAUCAUCGGAUGGGGAACUCCAGUGCUAUUUGUGGUGCCCUGGACCGUGGCCCGUUACCUGUAUGAGAACAUCAGAUGCUGGGAGAUAAAUGAAAACAUGGUGCACUGGUGGAUCAUCCGCUCACCCAUAGUGUUGGCAAUUUUCAUCAACUUCUUCAUAUUUACUCGAAUCAUACAGAUAUUGAUUUCCAAAUUAAAAGCACAUCAGAUGAGGUAUACUGAUUAUAAAUUCAGGCUGGCAAAAUCUACACUGACCCUGAUACCCCUGCUGGGCAUUCAUGAAGUUUUGUUUGCCAUCAUGGCUGUGGAGCAGACAGGUGGAAUGCUGCGAAACAUCAACCUCUUUUUUCAUCUUUUCUUCAACUCUUUCCAGGGCUUCUUGGUGGCCGUAUUGUACUGUUUCAUCAAUAAAGAGGUGCAGGCAGAGAUAAAGAAGAAAUGGGAAAGAUGGAAAUUAGGAGUGAGCGGUCUAGAUGAGCAGCGUACCUGCAGUAACACGCCUCACGAGGGUACUGGUGCGGUUAACUGCAACCACAACCCUUUAUGUCGGCUGGACUCUCAGCAAGCAGAAGACAAGGUGGACCAACAGUCUGGCCUUGAACAUCUUCACAUCCAGCCACCAGCGUCACCUCCCUGUGACUGA